Molecule: messenger RNA, 940 nt
Organism: Amorphotheca resinae ATCC 22711
Lineage: Eukaryota; Fungi; Ascomycota; Leotiomycetes; Helotiales; Amorphothecaceae
Exons: 3
Coding region: 28-810 (260 amino acids)
Biological process (GO): mitochondrial translation; RNA processing
Cellular component (GO): mitochondrial large ribosomal subunit
Molecular function (GO): structural constituent of ribosome; ribonuclease III activity
Source: RefSeq, a predicted model, not a curated record
CACCGAGCUUGGGACAGGAGAAGGACAAUGGCAUCGAAAACAACGAGUCGAUCACUCCAAGCGAUCGCAAAACGGGGACGGACAAGCUGCCCAUGCUCCGGUUCCAGCUUCUCCCGGAGCCCCUCCGUACGACAAUUUUCAGUAUCCUCACCGAGACCCGAUGUCCCAUAUGAGAACGACAAGGCAGAGCGGCCAAGAUGGUCAUAUACGCCUGAAAGGAUGAAGGCACCCUUUCCUGCAAAGCCGAAGAAUCCUGAGAUGGCUUGGGAAUGCAAUAACGACCCGCAAUUACUAGAUCAAUUCUAUAUCAGAUUUUUGGGCCGAGGGGGGGAUACCGUUCUCACAGACGAGAUCAAAUGGCUUGCCAUCACACACAAGAGUUUUGACCAAGGGCGAAGAGGGUUCAAUGACCGAUUGGCGUUUUUCGGUCGACGGAUUCUGAAUCUCCAGAUGAGUCUAGCAUUGCUACACUCGCCAGUAGCCACGAAGACACAGUCAUUGCCAAAUCCAGAAGACGACCGCGUUCCAUUCAAACACCCUGCGUUGGAAGGAUUAGCAAACCUGACUGAUGUACCGGUCGGAGAAGUCUUGACGAAGAAGCGUCUUGCGGGUUUGGCGACCCAGAUGGGCAUGCAGGAGAUUAUCAGAUGGAAGCCGCGGAUGCCGGCCAAUUUGGACGCAUCCGGUAUCGAUGCUGUUCUUACGACGACACUAUAUGCUAUAAUCGGAGCGAUAGCGCUCCAGAAGGGAGGAGACGUUGCGAAUCGAGUUACGAGGGAGAGAAUUCUGAAGCCACUUGGGAUAUCAUAGCGACAUGUAUAGCAUGGACGGAGUAGGUGUAGAAUAUUGUACAUUACAUGGCAGAUCUCAACGACGUUUAAACAUGUAGCGUCUGACCUGGUUAUCUAGUCUUGGUGCUAGGCAUAAUGGCAAACUUGGG